AUGACUGAGGUGGCGCAGGUGGCAGCUGUAGAUGCCCACGACGUGGAAGAUAAAGAAAGCGAUGUGACAGCCAAUGACGUCGAGGGUAGAGGUGAGAGAGCAUCCACAGAAGAUAAAAAACCUCGUCGCAGGAAUGAAACAGCGAGCAAUGAGACCGACAAGACACACGUGAACGGCUUGGAGCACAAAGAAAAGAAAAAUGAGAGCUCGGGAGAUGUUAAUGGUGUUUCACAGAAGGAGGAGGACGAGGAGGAGGAAGAGCCUGAAACAAAUGAAGACCAGAACAUUUCUGAUGUGGCAUUCAAAAAAGAGAAACUCCUCAGAUCCAGAAAGCCGGUGGCAAGAAGCUACGUGCCAAAGCUCAACAAAGACAAGGAGAACGUGACGAGCAAAUUUGAGGCCAUGCAGAAGGCCAGGGAGGAGCGCAGCAGGCAGAGGAACAGGGAGGAGCAGCAGAAGAGGAAGGAGCAAUACGUCAAGGAGAGAGAGUGGCAUCGCAGGAAGCAGCAGGUCAAAGACUGAUAACCCCACUAACCUCCCACUGUGAUCUGCAUGGCAUGAUGAGG
Molecule: messenger RNA, 566 nt
Organism: Pelmatolapia mariae (spotted tilapia)
Lineage: Eukaryota; Metazoa; Chordata; Actinopteri; Cichliformes; Cichlidae
Exons: 2
Coding region: 1-522 (173 amino acids)
Source: RefSeq, a predicted model, not a curated record